GGGAAGUGGUAUUGAUUCCCACUUGGGCUUCCUGUACCCCACAGUCUCAAUUCUUCUCCAGCAUCUAGAGGCUGUUCAUUGCACCAAGACAUCUUUGGGGAUACUUAUUGUGGGUUCAGGGUGGGGUGCAGAGGAGGACGCUGCAGAGGCGCGGACUGCAGGGGGCAACCUGUGAAGCUGCUCCCCCGGUGUGUCCUCGCCCCUGGACACGCGGAAGGGGACCGCUGCAGUUUUACGGUCCUAUAGUGAUUGCCCACGUUUCAGUAAUUUUUCGAAGACAUAUAGCUCCCAGGUAAAGUGAGGCUCAAGUACUGCCUUGGUCCACGAUGGCUAGGGAAUCGAAGGAAAGCGCAGCUUUGGACGCCCAGUCUGCAGAGGACCGGACGGGGAUCCUGACCGUGAAGGUGGAAAAAGAGGACGCCUCCCUCUUGGCUGCAGAGGCGCGCGCCCCAGGCAGCCCGGCUCCGAGCCCCGAGCACUCCCGCCAGCGCUUCCGAGGCUUCCGCUACCCGGAGGCUGAGGGGCCCCGCGAGGCGCUGAGCAGACUUCGGGAGCUCUGCCGACUGUGGCUGCGGCCUGAGACGCACAGCAAGGAGCAGAUGCUGGAGCUGUUGGUGCUGGAGCAGUUCCUGACCAUCCUGCCGACGGACCUGCAGAGCUGGGUGCGGGAGCAGCAUCCAGAGAGCGGGGAGGAGGUGGUGGCGCUCUUGGAGUAUCUGGAGAGGCAGCCGGAUGGGCCGAUGCCGCAGGUCCCAGGUGGUGGCCAGGAGCAAGAACUGCUCUGUUGCAAGAUGGCAGUGUUGACACCCAUUCAGAGGCCACAAAAUAUCCAAUUCCAGCCAGUGAAGGCUCUGCUCAAGCGUGAAUCUCUGGGAUCCAGUCCAGACAGAGUUCUCCAGGUUCCAAGGCUUGCCCCUGGGGGGCGCUGCAGAGAAGAUGCCGUGAUAGCCACCAGGUUCGCCCCAGGGUCCCAGGGGCCAUUUAAAAUGGAAGAUGUGGCACUGACUGUUUCCCCUGGAUGGACACAGCUGGAUUCAUCUCAGGUGAACUUGUAUGGAGAUAAAAGGCAAGAGAACCAUGGCAGCCUGACCUCCUUGGGUGGUGUGGUGCAACCGAAGAUCAGAGAGCUGCCUCCAGAUGAGGAUCCUCCAACACAGGAGCCUGUGCAGAUACCAUGCCACCUGGGUGAAGCCACUGGCCAGAUUCCUGCUUGUGCAGAAGGUGGUGAACAGGAGGGCAGGUUACAAAGAAAGAAAACUGCCUCAGGAAACAGGCGGCACUAUUGCCAUGAAUGUGGAAAGACUUUUGCUCAGAGUUCAGGCCUGACUAAGCACAGGAGAAUCCACACUGGGGAGAAACCCUAUGAAUGUGAGGACUGUGGCAAGACCUUCAUCGGAAGCUCUGCUCUCGUCAUUCAUCAGAGAGUUCACACUGGUGAGAAGCCAUAUGAAUGUGAAGAAUGUGGCAAGGUCUUCAGUCACAGUUCAAACCUUAUCAAACACCAGAGAACUCACACUGGGGAGAAGCCCUACGAGUGUGAUGACUGUGGGAAAACAUUUAGCCAGAGCUGCAGCCUCCUUGAACAUCACAAAAUCCAUACCGGGGAGAAGCCUUACCAGUGCAACAUGUGUGGUAAAGCCUUUAGGCGGAAUUCACAUCUUCUGAGACAUCAGAGGAUCCAUGGCAAUAAAAACCUUCAGAAUCCUGACCCUGGACAGACCUGGGAGAGUCAGGAGAGGAAGGAAAGCCAGUGGGAAAAUGUUGAGGCUCCUAUGUCUUAUAAAUGUAAUGAGUGUGAGAGAAGUUUCACUAGGAAUAGAAGCCUUAUUGAGCAUCAGAAAAUCCACACGGGUGAGAAACCCUUUCAGUGUGAUACAUGUGGAAAAGGCUUCACCCGAACUUCAUACCUUAUUCAACAUCAGAGAAGCCACGUUGGGAAAAAAAUUCUAUCUCCGUGACCCAUGUCUUACAUGCCAGAGUUGAUGUUCCUUCCUCAUUGAACUGAAGCCACCCUGGAACCCUUGCUGACUAGAAAACUGAGCUGAGCUUUAUUUCCCACCACAUAUCAUCAGGUGUUUGUUAGAAAAGAGAGUCUGAGAUGAAUUCUCUUCUACAACCUAGAAGGUGAUUGAAAAAAAACUUGUUUGAUAGGAAGCUAUGGGAGCAUUGUCUGGAAGAGGUUGGACCUGAAAUAGUUCUCACCUUUUAGACUUAAAUGGGCUUCCAGGCUGUCUAAUUAAUCACUCUCAGCCAGCAUUUUAUGAUGUCUUCUGGGUGGAUGGCUCUCUGAUUUGGGGGGCUGGUGUUCUGACUGCUCAUUUUGCAUAUAAUUAAUCCCUCACCUGUUGGUUGGAUCAGUGAUGUCUUAUCCCCACCCCACUGUGCCUUGUAUACAGGUGCUAUAAACAUUUAUUAAAUAUACCAGUGAAACGACCUUCAUAGCUCUGAAAAUCUAAUGUCUGCAUUGCUGAUGACUUUUUAAGGCCAUUUGUGCUUGUCUAAUUCUCUGAGGGUCUAGAUUCUGGGUCAGUCUAGUAUAUUUAUUGCCAAGUACGUAAGAUUGUCAGAGUUGGAGUAGUGUGUGUGUGUGUGUUAGUCACUCAGUCAUGUCCGGCUCUUUGCGACACCAUGGACUGUAGCCUGCCAGGCUCCUGUGCCCAUGGGAUUCUCCAGGCAAGAAUACUGGAGUGGGUUGUCAUUCCCUUCUCCAGGGGAUCUUCCCAACCAAGGGAUUAAACCUGGGUCUCCUGUAUUGCAGGCAGAUUCUUUACCGUCUGAGAGUUGGGGUAGAGGAAUCUAUAUUUCUUCACCAGCAUAGGAGUUAUAGUAAGAAUGCCUUAAACAGCUUCUUUAUCAUUAAGACAUUGUGAGACUGUUGCAUCCAUACAACUCCAGUCUGUAGUCAGCAUUAACGACAUUAGUUCAUAUUAAUUGUGCUAUUCUUUAGGGAAAACCUUUCACAUUCAGGUACAUAAAAAACAAUUGAUCAAGUCAGAUCAAAAUGGUUAUGUAUCUUGAUAUAAAUCCUACGAUGCUCAACAGCUUGUUUCUCACUUUUUGGUUAUCUUGGACCUAACCAAGAUAAGACAAUUGAUAUCCCUCUUUCCCAACUUAGACCCCAUGGUGCAUCAAGGCUUAUGCCAGCUAGGCUUAAACUUCUUCCAGGCUAGAGGAUUCACACCAGAUAUUUAUAACAAGUAUCAUUCAUGUUUUCAAAACUGCCCUGUGGUUGGGGAGAGGAAGACUGGGUCAGAGGCAGCCAACGAUGAUAGAGACCUGAAUAUGGUUGGUAGGAGAAAAUGUAUCUUUUUGGAAACACAUUGGGAGUCCUGGGAUCUGACAGAAAUGAUUCCACAAUGUCCAAAGUAUCAACCUGUGAAGUCAAGGCUGUCAAUAAGAAUUUCUUGGUAUCUCCUGAUUUCACUCAAAUCACCUUCUUUGAAGCUUUUCAAAGACCAAUACCAUCUUCAUAGGUGCGAGUGCCCUCUCCCCAGCUUCCAGCUUUACCAGAUUAUGCCAAGAAUGGAUUCUGCUUUGAUGAAAUCCUGGACCAAUUUUGUUCAGUCACCAGCAGAACGUUUUCUGUUCUCCAGUCCCUUGCUGGAUUCCUGCUCUGAAGAACCCCAGGCUGAAUAGGGACUUUGCAAACUGUAGGCCUCUCCCAAUCUCACUUCCCUUGGGUCUUUCAUUGCCUUCAUUAUUCCCUCAUUGGAGUAUAAUUUAAAACUAGUUUUCUAAGAACCUGCAGACUUUCUCCAGUUAACCUUUUCUAGCCUGUAAAAUUUUCCUUUUAUAUUAACUGUAUUUUGGGUACCUCCAUAAAGCUUACCAUUUCCUCUUCUCUCCUUACCUUUAUUUUUCCUAAAUGUUUGUUAAUAGCCCUUAUAUUAAACACUGUUCUUUUUUUUUUUUUUUUUGGUAUUUGUGUCUUAUGUCAUGUGAAGAGAUAUACAUGAGAACCUUUUACAAACCAGAAAGCAUUAUACACUUACUCAAUGAGUAUUAUCUAUUGAGAUUAACAAAGGACCACUGUGCCUCCUUUCACUCUUUCUGCUCCUUCUGAAGCUAAAAAUCUUCUCCAUGGAGGAUGGGAGGAUUGUAGAAGAAUACUUUUCAGUGCCUGCUGUGCCUGACAAUGAAGGGGAUAAAGCAUAGACACACACAUGGAUGCAUACUUGGGCUUAGACUUUCAGUAUAAUAACAUUGAUAAGACUUACACAUAAAAAUAAGACAGUGCCAGAGUUGGGACUCCAUGCUUCCACUGCUAGGUGCAUGGCUUCAAUCCCUGGUUGAGGACUUAAGAUCCUGCAUGCCAUGCAGUACAGCCAAAAAAAAAAAAUUGUUUUUUAAAUAAGGCAAUAUCCUGAUCAGUGACUUGUGAAUGAUGAACUGAAUACUGUGAAAGUUCAGAGGAGAGAAAUGUUACUUCUGCUGUGUGCUAUUUUUAUUACACUGACAGGCUGAUACAAUAGCUGCAGAGACUAAAGGAGUUACCAGAUUUAGUAACUAAGGCAAGUUUGAAGAAGUAGUGCAUUGUAAGGGCCUUCAGUGCCAGAGCAAGGGGCUGAAAUUUUAUUCAGUAGCACUGACAUUUUUAUGAUAAAAAUAUUUAGGAAGCUGUCUGGCACUAUUGUAUGAUUUCAGAUUAAAAAAUUAUUUUUCUGAUAGGCUUUUGGACACCCCACUUUCAUAUAUAACAGAUGUGUGUUUAUAAAUAAGUGAAUUAUAAAAUGGGUUUUAACUCUAGCCAAUUUAAAAGGAUGGUCAAAAAAUUAUUUUCAGAUCAAAAUUAGACCCACUAAAAGAAUCUACUUAGUUAAGAUAUAAUCAGUAUAUAAAGUGAAAUAAAAUAUCACUUUUCAUGUUUUAAAAAAUUGUUUCUAGGAAUUUUAGUAUCAGCUGGCCAUUCACUUCUCCAACUGAAGCAAUGCUGAAAUCCACCAUUUUAUUUUUCCUUCCAUUUCAUGAG
Messenger RNA from Bubalus bubalis (water buffalo), 4969 nucleotides. It is a transcript of the gene ZKSCAN4, whose product is annotated as zinc finger with KRAB and SCAN domains 4. Gene Ontology annotation, molecular function: DNA-binding transcription factor activity, RNA polymerase II-specific; RNA polymerase II cis-regulatory region sequence-specific DNA binding. Gene Ontology annotation, biological process: regulation of transcription by RNA polymerase II. Bases 327 to 1958 code for a protein of 543 amino acids. The transcript has 5 exons. NCBI's taxonomy places the organism in Eukaryota, Metazoa, Chordata, Mammalia, Artiodactyla, Bovidae. The record is from RefSeq and is a predicted model, not a curated record.